CACUUCUCGUAUCGUAUACACACAACAUCAGGACGAAGCCGACUACCACAAUAUCCUGACUCACCAUCCACGCCCGGCGGAGUACAUAAACCUCACGAUCUGUACGAUCCUCCCUCUUCAUCCCUCACACAACCGUCAAUAUGGCUGAUUCUCUUACCGAAGAGCAAGUUUCCGAGUUUAAGGAAGCCUUCUCCCUGUUCGACAAGGAUGGCGAUGGACAAAUCACUACCAAGGAGCUGGGAACCGUUAUGCGCUCGCUCGGCCAGAAUCCUUCCGAGUCUGAACUUCAGGAUAUGAUCAACGAGGUCGAUGCUGAUAACAAUGGCACGAUCGACUUCCCAGAGUUCCUUACGAUGAUGGCAAGGAAGAUGAAAGAUACCGAUUCCGAGGAGGAGAUCAGAGAGGCAUUCAAGGUCUUCGAUCGUGACAACAAUGGCUUCAUUUCCGCGGCUGAGCUCCGUCAUGUCAUGACAUCCAUUGGUGAGAAGUUGACGGAUGACGAGGUCGAUGAGAUGAUCAGAGAGGCUGAUCAGGAUGGCGAUGGACGAAUUGACUACAACGAGUUCGUCCAACUCAUGAUGCAAAAGUAGAGGUUCCAUAUGCUUUGUAGGAGACAAGCGAGCAGGCUCCGUAUCUUGCAUGGUCUUUUAGCGUGCCUGUAUUUCGGAGACGUAGGGCAUGUCUCAAGAAUAGAACGAAUGAAUGGAUUGGUGGAAGGAUUGGUGGAAGGAUUGGAAUGGGCUAGGUAGAUUGGUUGGCUGGCAUGGGUCACAAAUAACGUUACAAUGAUUACCCUUCAAUUCAAUUGCGUUCUAUUUGAGUGGUUUGC
Molecule: messenger RNA, 829 nt
Organism: Cadophora gregata
Lineage: Eukaryota; Fungi; Ascomycota; Leotiomycetes; Helotiales; Ploettnerulaceae
Product: calmodulin
Exons: 7
Coding region: 141-590 (149 amino acids)
Biological process (GO): spindle pole body organization
Cellular component (GO): central plaque of spindle pole body
Molecular function (GO): calcium ion binding; enzyme regulator activity
Source: RefSeq, a predicted model, not a curated record